CAAGGUUGAAGCAAAUUAAGCCUUUUGCAUUUCCACACUUCAACUUGGGUGACCUAUCAUGGCCUUCAUGCUUCCAAAGUUCAUCGCCAUUCAAACAACUAGUUAUCCUGAUAGAGGACAUUUUUACUACAACGAAAGACAAAGUUCAGUAAAUCUUGGACAGGAGAAUGUGUUCAGCGCACUCGUGAAGAUUGAAGUCGAACGAGCAACAAGCAACACUAACUACGUUCACCUCCGAUUCAGUAAUUCCAACCGGUAUUGGUCACUGAGAGCGAACAACAACGUCAUCAUUGCUGAAUCGAAGCAGCCCGUGGAAGACACAACGGAGCCUUCAUGCACGUUGUUCCAGCCGGUGCAGGCGGCUGGUGAGGAGGCAGGUGUUUUUUACUUGAAACAUGUUCCGACUGGUGGGCGUCUGUUGGUAGAUAACACGAACUGGGGCGUUUACGUGGAGGUAAACGUCCCAGAUUCGUACGGCCAUCUAACUUAUGUGGAUUUGAGUACAUUGGGGAUCGUGGCCUUCAUGCUUCCAAAGUCUAUCGCUAUUAAAACAACUAGUUAUCCAGAUAGAGGGCAUUUAUACUACAACGAAAGACAAAGUUCAGUAAAUCUUGGGGAGGAGAAUGUGUUUAGCACACUCGUGAAGAUCGAAGUUGAACGAGCAACAAGCAACACUAACUACGUUCACCUCCGAUUCAGUAAUUCCAACAGGUAUUGGUCGCUGAGAACGAAUAGCAGCGUCAUCGUUGCUGAAUUGACGCAGCCCGUGGAAGACACAAUGGAGCCUUCAUGCACGUUGUUCCAGCCGGUUCAGGCAGCUGGUGAGGCAGCAGGUGUUUUCUACUUGAAUCACGUUCCGACUGGUGGGCGUCUAUUGGUAGAUAACACGAACUGGGGCGUUUACGUGGAGGUAAACGUCCCAGAUUCAUACGGCCAUCUAACUUAUGUGGAUUGGAGUACAUUGGGGAUCGUGGCCUUCAUGCUUCCAAAGUCCAUCGCUAUUAAAACAACUAGUUAUCCUGAUAGAGGGCAUUUAUACUACAAUGAAAGACAAAGUUCAGUAAAUCUUGGGGAGGAGAAUGUGUUUAGCACACUCGUGAAGAUCGAAGUCGAACGAGCAACAAGCAACUCUAACUAUGUUCACCUCCGAUUCAGUAAUUCCAACAGGUAUUGGUCGCUCAGAACGAACAACAAUGUCAUCGUUGCUGAAUCGAAGCAGCCUGUGGAAGACACAACGGAUCCUUCAUGCACGUUGUUCCAGCCGGUUCAGGUGGCUGGUGAGGAGGCAGAUGUUUUUUACUUGAAUCACGUUCCGACUGGUGGGCGUUUGUUGGUAGAUAACACGAACUGGGGCGUUUACGUGGAGGUAAACGUCCCAGAUUCAUACGGCCAUCUAACUUAUGUGGAUUUGAGUACAUUGGGGAUCGUGGCCUUCAUGCUUCCAAAGUUCAUCACUAUUAAAACAACUAGUUAUCCUGAUAGAGGGCAUUUGUACUACAACGAAAGACAAAGUUUGGUGAAUCUUGGGGAGGAGAAUGUGUCUAGCACACUGGUGAAGAUCGAAGUCGAACGAGCAACAAGCAACACUAACUACGUUCACCUCCGAUUCAGUAAUUCCAACAGGUAUUGGUCGCGUAGAGCGAAUAGCACUGUCAUCGUUGCUGAAUCGAAGCAGCCCGUGGAAGACAGAACGGAUCCUUCUUGCACGUUGUUCCAACCGGUUCAGGCGGCUGGUGAGGUGGCAGGUGUUUUUUACUUGAAUCAUGUUCCAACUGGUGGGCGUCUGUUGGUAGAUAACACGAACUGGGGCGUUUACGUGGAGGUAAACGUCCCAGAUUCGUACGGCCAUCUAACUUAUGUUGAUUGGAGUACAUUGGUGAAACUGCCUGCCCACGUGGCUUUCAAAGGCGAUAACAACAGUUUCCUUAGGGGAGUGUCCCAGGAUGGGUACAACUACCUACAGUUCUCAUCGAAUGAUCCUAACGAGUUGGCAUCCGGCCACCGGGUGUCGUUCAUGUCGGACGGACAUGUCCGGAUAACAUCGGAUCACUUUUCGGGCCUGUUCUGGAGGCGCAGUCCAAACUGGAUAUGGGCCGAUGCGAAUAAUCAGUCGUCUCUCUCCAACCGCGACACUCACUUCUGGCCGGUCAAAGUAGACGACAACACCAUUGCACUCCGCAACGCGGGCAAUGGCCAAUACUGCAAACGUCUGACCGACGAAGGGAAGACCAGCAUGUUAAAUGCGGCCGUCGGCACCAUCACCAAGGAAGCCAGACUGGUGGUGCAAGAGCUCGUGUCCAGUAGAAAGAUCUACAACGUCAGAUAUCGGAUGGAUAACGCCAGGAUAUUCGACGAGAUGCCUUAUCUGGCAGGCACAUCCGUGGUUACUAACUCCAGCGACCAGGAUGCUUCUAUGACUGUUCUGAUUACUUAUGAAGACGAGAAAUCUUAUACUUUUAGCCGUAGCACGUCUUUAACUGCAGGGGUGGAAACCAGCUUCAGCGCUGGCGUUCCCUUCAUUGCGGAAGGAACGAUCACUCUCAUUCGAGAUAAGCAAAACUCUCCAGUGGGACACCACCACAACUACUACCACAACAGUUACUGCUUCGGGCUCUGUUCCCGUGCCUGGGAGGACUACGGCUAUCAUUGAGUAUGUCGGGACUAAGGGCACUUGCGAUAUUCCUUAUUAUUACACGCAGCAAGACAGGAACUCCACCAAUGGCCAGAUUUCUUACACUGAGCAGGUUGAUGGUGUUUACAAAGGCGUCAGUUGUCACAACUUCAACUUUGUUAUCCGAUCCACUCAGCGCCUCGCCUGAGCAUCCCGUCCCGUUUUUCCCAAUCAUCAUUAACCAUCAUCAAGCUGACAAGUACUGAGACUAUCAGCAGUAUUUAAUUAAUAAGAUUGGGUCAAAUAUUGUUGUUUGUGUUGCCAAUUGAAACCAAAAAAAUAUAAUAUAACUAUCCCACGGCAGCGUACAAGGAGAAAAUCUUCCAACAUGAAUAUCUCUGUGAAUCCUCAAUCUUCCAAAUGAACAAACUACUUUUGAGCGUGGCUUGGAGUUCUUAAAGGAACGUAAAUCCUUGAUCAA
Messenger RNA from Salvia splendens (bonfire salvia), 3092 nucleotides. RefSeq lists its product as uncharacterized. The transcript has 9 exons. NCBI's taxonomy places the organism in Eukaryota, Viridiplantae, Streptophyta, Magnoliopsida, Lamiales, Lamiaceae. The record is from RefSeq and is a predicted model, not a curated record. The coding region runs from base 59 to 2650 and encodes 863 amino acids.